Penicillium soppii is the source of this 1452-nucleotide messenger RNA. RefSeq names its product zinc finger-containing protein ZPR1 (gene zpr1). Gene Ontology annotation, molecular function: zinc ion binding. The record is from RefSeq and is a predicted model, not a curated record. Gene Ontology annotation, cellular component: nucleus; cytoplasm. The transcript has 7 exons. Lineage: Eukaryota; Fungi; Ascomycota; Eurotiomycetes; Eurotiales; Aspergillaceae. The coding region runs from base 1 to 1452 and encodes 483 amino acids.
AUGGUUAACCCAGCCGACCAUGAUGCGCUCGAGGCGCAAUUCGAGUCGCAAUUCCAAAAGCCCGGCGAUCUGGUGGAGCGCGAUGAUGAUACAGGACUCAUGGAGGUCGAGUCGCUCUGCAUGAACUGCCAUGAGCAAGGAACCACCCGCCUUCUCCUACUUCGUGUGCCCUACUUCCGCGACAUCAUCCUGGAAAGUUUCGAGUGUCCUCACUGCUACUUUAAAGACAACUCGGUCAAGUCCGCUGGCCAAAUUCAGGAACGUGGCGCCAAAUACACCCUGAGGGUUGAGAACGAGGAAGACCUGGCUCGUCAAGUUAUCCGCAGUGAUCUCUCCAUCUUCCGCCUUGAGGAUCUAGGCAUUGAGAUGCCCCGUGGUGAAUCCCAACUUACAAACGUGGAAGGAGUUGUCCAACACAUUCACGAACAUCUUUCAGGAGAGCAAGAUCUGCGCAAGGAUCAAGCUCCUGAGCUUCACGAUGCCCUUGUCCCCAUCAUCGCUAGCUUGAAGAAGAUUUUGGACCGUGACGACGCCUUCCCCUUCUCUAUUUCUCUAGAUGACCCUACUGGAAACUCGUGGAUUGCACCCAACACCACCGACCGUGGCAACAAGUACACACGCCGUGAAUAUCCCCGAACCCACGAACAAAAUGAAGAGCUUGGCAUUUCGGCCGAUUCGGAGGCAAUUAACGCCGAGAAGCCGCAACUCGAUGCCGGUGAUUUGGAAGACCUUGACAUUGUUGAUGGUCAGGUUUACACUAUCCCUGCUGAAUGCCCAGGAUGUAACAAGGCAUGCAAAGUCAACAUUAAGAAAAUCAACAUUCCCCACUUUAAGGAGGUGUUCAUUUGGGGUACCAACUGCGAUGGCAUUGAUGAGGCUGAGUCGUUUGGUCAGAUUCCUCACGAGGGCUGUGGCUACCGAAGCAGUGAAGUCCGAACCGGAGGUGCCGUUCCUGAGAAGGGCAAGUGCAUUACUCUCCGCGUUGAGAACAAUGUCGAUAUGUCUCGCGAUAUUUUGAAGUCUGAUACUUGCCACCUGCAAAGUGACGAAUUGGAUCUUUCAGUGGAGCCAGGUACUCUUGGUGGAAGAUUCACCACCGUUGAAGGAUUGCUAGUCGAGAUCCGUGAUCAGCUGAAGGGAACUAUCUUCUCCGGGGUUGAUGAGACCACUGGAGGUGAUGGCAUGGCUUCUUCCGACAAGCAGACAUGGGAGCGCUUCUUCGGUCGUCUCGAACAGGCUAUUAACGGCGAACUCAAGUUCUCUAUUACCUUGAAAGAUCCCAUGGCAAACUCGUAUGUCCAAGAUCUCUGCAGCCCGGCAAUCGACCCUCAAGUCAUCACUGAGGAGUACACCCGCACUGAAGAAGAGGAAGAGGACCUGGGCUUCAAGGACAUGAAGACUGAGGGCUAUGAGAAGGACGCGCAGACUACUGACGAUGCUCAGAAGGAGUAA